Acanthosepion pharaonis is the source of this 972-nucleotide messenger RNA. NCBI's taxonomy places the organism in Eukaryota, Metazoa, Mollusca, Cephalopoda, Sepiida, Sepiidae. The record is from the annotation of a GenBank genome assembly.
AUGUCGGUCUAUUCAUGUCUAUUCAUAUCUAUUCUAUCUCUAUCUAUCUAUCUAUCUAUCUAUCUAUCUAUCUAUCUAUCUAUCUAUCUUAGGCUGCUAAUCUCUCUCCCCACUCUCUCUGUAUAUAUCAUUUUGUUCAUAUCUAUCUGUCUACCUAUUUCUCUCUCUAUCUGCCUGUCUGUCUGUUUGCCUGUGUUUGACUAUCAUUCCGAUAUCCAUUACUCCACCGUGCCUCUCUCUCUCUCUCUCUCUCUCUCUCUCUCACUCUUACUUUUUUCUUUUUCCCUUUCAUUUUUUUUCAUUCUUUAUUAUUUUUUAUAUUUUUCCUUUAUUUUAAUUUUUCCUUCUUCUUCUAGAUUACUUUUUUAUUUGCUUUUUUUUUCUUUCUUCUUUAUUCCUCCCUUUAGUUUUUUUCACUCUUUGUCUUUCUUUCUUUUUUUUUAUUUUUCCCUUUUAUUUGUUCUUUUCCUUCAUUUUAUUUCUUUCUUCUUUAUUUAUCCCUUUAGUGUUUCUUUUUUUCAUUAUUUUUCUCCUAUCAUAUUUUCCUUCAUUUUUUCUUUAUAUUACCGUUUUUUAAAUGACUAUUUAAUUCGUUUCUUCUUUAUCAUUCUUUCUUCAUUUUCUUUCUCAUUUUCCUUCCAUAUUUCUCUUUCCUUUCUUCCUUUCUUUCUUCGUUUAUUUGGCUCCUUUCUUUUCUUUAUUCUUUUUUUUCUUUAUUUUUCUUUCCAUUUUUCUUCAAUUAUUUCUACUUUCUUUUCCCCUUUUUCCUUUUUUCUUUCAUUCAUUCUCUCUAUUUUCCUAAAUAUAUCUUACAUAUUUAUAAUUCUCUCUCUCUCUGCCCUCUUGUCUCUCUUGUCUCUCUCUCUCUUUCUGUGUGAUUUAAAUAUUGAUGGCACAUCUGGUCCCCCCUCUCUCUCUGAUUUAAAUAUUGCUGCCACAUCUAGUCUUUCUCUCUCUCUCUCUCUGAUUUAA